AUGGCUGAAGAUGACGCUGUUGUCACCAAUAGCUGCGCCUACUCGCUGCGCAAGAGGAAGCGACCAGUGAAAGUAGAGCAGGUGGAGUACUACGAAGAUGGUGUCAGCGAGCCGGAGUUAUUCCGAGUGGAAGACGAGGCUAGGGCCUGGGACAUGUUCUACAAGGAUGGGCGGCAGUCCGAUGAACCGUUCUCGGGAGUCAACGCAAAGGACGCCGUAUCGAUGAUACACACAGCCAUCAGACGUAUACGCUCUCAGCCCUUAGUCGAUAACCGCGACGUCAUAAUGGAGGUCGGGCACGGCAAACACCCCCUGAUCUGGGACCUGCAACGCACAUUCAAGAACUUUGGAUCCUACACCGGGAUAGAGUUCAGCGGAGACAGCAUUCUAGAGGCGAUCAAGCUGCGACAACGUAACUUUGGGAGCCCGGAUGCGUCGGAUUUCGCUGACAACAUCGAAUUCCUCCGCGCAACCAGUGUCAACUACUUCAACCCCGACGGCUCAUGUAACGCGGAGGUCAUAAUUCCGUCGGACAGGAAUACGCCAACAUUAACAGCAGGAACGGUUACUCUGGUGCUGGCGAAGAGCACGCUGGACUACCUAACGUGCAGGCUCACUGGAAGCGUGGCGACGCUGGACUGGGAUGAAAACCCGAGGAUAUCCCCUUCCGUCGUCGAAAUGUUCGACAGCUUCUCUACCGCAUUGGGUAGCGUUACCGAGGACCGGCGUAAGGCCGUUAUUUUUGUUGAACCAGGGGAUUUUGUCAAGUUCCGCGAUCACAUUGGGACCAUCGCACGCGUCAUAUACGACGCAACAUUCCGCAGAAACUCGCCUGCCAAGUGGCUGCGGCUCACGCAUGUACGCAGGAACAAGGCGCACAAGGCGGUCAUAUACACCUUAGAGAAGACGGAACACGCCUAUGACAGUUACCGGGAGAUACGUGCCGAUAUACUACAUACAACUGCGAGGCUUUACGAAGUCAGUGAAGUUCAAGACGACGACUGGCUGCUGCCUAUCACGGUUCCUCCAAAGUGGAACACCCACAGCCAUGGUGACGUCGAGCAGCUCUCGGCUAUAUAA
Molecule: messenger RNA, 1080 nt
Organism: Babesia ovata
Lineage: Eukaryota; Apicomplexa; Aconoidasida; Piroplasmida; Babesiidae
Exons: 4
Coding region: 1-1080 (359 amino acids)
Source: RefSeq, a predicted model, not a curated record